AUGUUGAAAAAGAUCAGGAGUGAUGAGGUAUCGAAACACAAUUCUGCAGACUCCUGUUGGGUUAUCUACAACAAUAAAGUCUACAACGUCACAGAGUUUAUUCAAGACCAUCCUGGUGGAGACGACGUAAUAUUAGACUACGCGGGUCGAGAUAUUACAAAGGUCAUGAGUGAUGUCAACGAGCACGAGCACUCCGAAUCAGCUUACGAUAUUCUCGAAGAGUAUUGUAUUGGGCAGCUUGCAACAGAAAUAUCAACACAAGAGGCACAUAAGAAGUGCACGCCGAACGAAACAGAUAUUAAUUCCGAUAUAAAGAAGAACCAAUUCUUGGAUUUAAGUAAAGCACUGAUACCCCAGUUGAUGAGAGCGAGGUUCACAAAAGAGUUUUAUCUAGAGCAGGUACAUAAGCCACGCUAUUUACCAGGCCCAGCAAUUUUCUUCGGCCAUCCACUAUUGGAGCCCCUCACAAAGACAGCUUGGUAUGUUGUGCCUACUGUUUGGAUUCCUUACGUGGGUUAUCAGUUAUAUCAUUCACUUCAAUUUGGCAAUUCUACGGGAACGGCAAUGAGUUUUGCUUUGGGUGUCAUUAUAUGGUCUCUGUUGGAAUACCUACUUCAUCGCUUCUUUUUCCAUUUGGAUGAAUUACUUCCAGACCAUCAGGCAGCUUUUGUUCUGCAUUUCACAAUUCACGGGUUCCAUCAUUAUUUACCAAUGGAUAGACUAAGGUUGGUGAUGCCUCCAACUUUAGCUGUCAUUAUUGCAUACCCGCUUGUUAGACUAGGCUAUUUUCUCUUUCCGCCCAUGAUGGCUCAUGGUGUAAUCGCAGGAGGUUUUUUUGGGUACAUACUGUAUGACUGUACUCAUUACUAUCUUCAUCACGCCAAAGUAUACGAAAUCCAUUUUAAAGAGAUGAAAAAAUAUCAUAUGGCACAUCAUUACAAGAACUAUGAAGGUGGCUAUGGUAUAACAUCUAAAAUAUGGGAUCAUUGCUUUGGCACCAAACUCAAGUAUACCAAUUGA
Molecule: messenger RNA, 1020 nt
Organism: Mycotypha africana
Lineage: Eukaryota; Fungi; Mucoromycota; Mucoromycetes; Mucorales; Mycotyphaceae
Exons: 3
Coding region: 1-1020 (339 amino acids)
Biological process (GO): lipid biosynthetic process; fatty acid metabolic process
Cellular component (GO): membrane; endoplasmic reticulum
Molecular function (GO): fatty acid 2-hydroxylase activity; iron ion binding; heme binding
Source: RefSeq, a predicted model, not a curated record